This is a messenger RNA of Vespula pensylvanica (western yellowjacket), 1682 nucleotides long. RefSeq names its product carbohydrate sulfotransferase 11-like. Lineage: Eukaryota; Metazoa; Arthropoda; Insecta; Hymenoptera; Vespidae. Bases 424 to 1521 code for a protein of 365 amino acids. Gene Ontology annotation, biological process: carbohydrate biosynthetic process. Gene Ontology annotation, cellular component: membrane. The transcript has 5 exons. Gene Ontology annotation, molecular function: sulfotransferase activity. The record is from RefSeq and is a predicted model, not a curated record.
UAUGUUUAUAUUUUGUUCUGCAUUUGCACUUGUAGAUUUAUGUGUGUGUUUCUCAGUGCUUUUGCAUAGUAAAUAUAACAAAAAAAAAGAACGACUUGUGAAUUAUUUCAACUUUCCUAUCCUUUCUAUAUCAAAAUAAAUAAUUCGAUUAAAGAGAUCGAUCUGUAAAUACAAAUGCUUUCUAAAUAUUUUUUAUAUCUUUAUAAAUAUUUUUAUUUAUAUUGGACUUCAUCAUUUAACAUUAUUGUGUUAUGAAAUUUAAUAAAUAAAAAAGGCUAUAAUUAAUUAUAAAUGAUAAAGCGUAAAAUCAAAACUAAAAGAUAAGUAUUAUCUAUUGGACACUCCUACUGUGUUUUUGUUCAAAACGGAUGUAUAUAAUCAUCGUGGUAAAGAAUUGUAAGCGAUGAAAAUCACAUCAUCAAAAUGUCACUGAAGCUACAGUUCAUUAAAUGCAUCUUUUGUGUGAUUUUAUAUCUAUUAACAUGUUUACUUUUUUUACAAUUAAAAGCUAAACUAAAUUUAAUAAAACAUAUCUAUAUUGAAGAAAAUAAUAAAAUAAAAGAAAUAGAUCUUUCUUCAACAAUGUUUCCAUACAAUAAAAAAUCUGUUAAUUCAAAUAUAAAACUAUCACGAUGUGAUAGGGUAAAACUUGAAUCAAAUUAUCAGCAGGAAAAUGGAUUAUUACUUAAACAAAUUUCAAAUACAUGUAUAAAAUAUAAUUUGAAAACUCCAUUAGUAAAAAAACAUUUCUUAUAUAGUCCUAAACAUAAAUCAUUAUAUUGUUGGAUCAGGAAGGUUGCAUCUACUAGUUUUACAACAUUAUUCUCUAAUAUACAAGAACAUAGGUUUUUUAAAAACUAUUAUAGAAAUAUGAACUCUUUAACACCUCAUAGUUCAAAAGAGUUACAACAUUUGACUAAUGAUUCAAAUAUAUUUAAAUUAUUAGUUGUAAGACAUCCAUUUGAAAGGCUUGUUUCAUCAUAUAGAGAUCGAAUAGAAGAUAAUACAAAAUAUACUGAUCAAGCUUGGAUAUAUACCAAAAAAAUAUAUCAUUUUACAAGACCAAAUUUAUUUCGUUCUAAUAAAACAACUGGUAGUUUCUUCCAAAAAAUAUUUACACGUGAUAAAAGAUUACAAAUAGUACCUACAUUUAAAGAAUUUAUAGAGUGGCUAUUACAGGAAUCGCCUAAACACGAUGAUGUACAUUGGGAUCAAUAUUAUACCCAUUGUGCUCUUUGUAAUAUAAAUUAUAGUUUUAUUUUAAAAUUAGAUUACUAUACUUUCGAUCAGAUUAAUUACAUUUUUUCCAAAUUUGGGAUAGAUAAAAACAACAUGGAUUUACCAAAUUUGGAACAAAGUAAAGGAGGAUGUACUGAUUUCAAACUGACUUGUAAAUAUUUUCAAAAUUUGACACAUAACACUAUUCUAAAAUUACAUGAAAGAUAUAAAAUAGAUUUUGAAAUGUAUAAUUAUGAUUUGGAUAAGUACUUACUAUGUAAAUCAGAAAUUACUAAGAUAUAAGAAUUAAAAUAUGCAAAAAAUAUUUAUUUCUUAUACAUUUUUUUAAUUAUGAAUACAAGAAUCAUUCUACAUUUUACGACGCAAAUACAAAAAUGAAGAUAGACAAGAAAUGAUCUAAAAGAUUAAUUAAUUUAACUUCUAUGUUAUAAAUAUUAACAAAA